Homalodisca vitripennis (glassy-winged sharpshooter) is the source of this 1949-nucleotide messenger RNA. Its product is annotated as putative inositol monophosphatase 3. Bases 327 to 1358 code for a protein of 343 amino acids. Gene Ontology annotation, molecular function: 3'-nucleotidase activity. The transcript has 5 exons. NCBI's taxonomy places the organism in Eukaryota, Metazoa, Arthropoda, Insecta, Hemiptera, Cicadellidae. The record is from RefSeq and is a predicted model, not a curated record. Gene Ontology annotation, cellular component: endomembrane system. Gene Ontology annotation, biological process: phosphatidylinositol phosphate biosynthetic process.
AACAGCCAAUUCAUUUGUCGUCUGCAGCAGUGUCAUAGUGUGAUGGUUGUGUUGGUGUAAGAAAUAGCCUAUUUAUACGUUGACACAGGCUAGUUUGAUUGAAUAAUAAAUCUAAAUUAAAAAGCCUAAGCUGAUGGACUUGUUACAUAAAUGUGUUUAAUACAAUUUCUUUAGGCCUUUUUGGAGUUGUUUAUAUGUUGUGUUUAUAAUCUGUGUUGGACACAACUAUAUGUGACUAGUAUAAUUAAUUACAAUCUCAAUAUAUGGUUAGGGCUAUAGAUCUAUCAGUUUGAAUAUAAAUAAAUUUCGGCUUUUUUACCUUUAUCAUGAAUUUUGGUGGAACAGUUCAUCUCAAUCGCAUGGGAGUAUGUGUUGUAUUUGUUUGCUUUCUUAUAGUUGCUUUAUACAUGAUUAGAGAUGUAGAAGAUUCGGAAACAAAGAAACUUCCAACAAUUAAUGUAAGGCAGGUAUUAAUCGCUGCAAUCGAACUUGCACAGAAAGGUGGUGAACAAGUGGUGAAAGCCAGAAAACAAGCAGAUUUGGUGGUGCACAGCAAGGGUAAAACUAAAGAAGGUGCCAAUAAUCCAGUUACAGAAGCGGAUUACAAUUCACACUGCGUUAUGUAUUUUGGAUUAAAGAAAGCUUUUCCGUCUUUACAGAUUAUAUCAGAAGAGGAGUUAUUGGAAAGCAAGUGUGGGCAGUUGUCCUCGCCCAAGCUGACAAUGCAGCCUGACUCUGAGCCGGGACUGGACAGCUUGGUGGAUGAAGAGUUGCCUGUGAGAGACCUCGCAGUCUGGAUUGAUCCUCUGGAUGCAACCCAGGAGUUUACAGAAAACCUGCUAGAUUACGUGACUACUAUGGUGUGCGUGGCUCACAAGGGCAGGCCUCUCAUGGGGGUGAUUCACAAACCCUUUGGAGACCCACCACACACCACCUGGGCCUGGCUUCACCACGGCAUGUCUCCGGAUUUGAUCUCCUACAAGAGUGCUGGUGGUGAAACUGCAGUGAUAGUAUCUCGUUCACACUCUGGAUCGAUAGUGGAGACUGUACAUCGUGCUCUUGGCUCUGACGUUCCCAUCAUCAAAGCUGGGGGCGCCGGUUACAAGGUGUUGCAGGUGGUGGGUGGGAACGCAAGUGCGUACGUCCACACGACAGCUAUCAAGAAGUGGGACUUGUGUGCAGGAGACGCCAUUCUCUCCGCAGUGGGUGGGACAAUGACAACGAUAACCAAUGAGGAGAUCUCGUAUGCAGGAACGUCAGAUCCUGUCAACACUAACGGCGUGUUGGCAACAGCGGACAAACACCAGACGUAUGCGGUGAAGUUUCACAAGGCUUUGGAGAAGGAUUUGCAUCUGUAGUGCAUUCCGAGAAUACAAUCAAAAUAUGUCCAGCGGUGGACGAUUUAGACCCAUCUGUUUGGCCUAUGGUUCUUCAAGACUAAAAGACAUUCAGUUGGUGUCACUCAGAUAGUUUUUUCAUAAUAAAUGUUUGUUAUUUAUAUUUAGAUAAUAUAAAUUAAAUUAUAAAUAGAUAAAAUUUGAGUCAGAUUUAACGAAAAAAGAAAUUAAUUACAAGAAAUGUUUAAACCAGUGUUCACGGGCGUAGCUCAGAAAGUUUAUUCCUAACUAAAUAAUUUAAAUAAAAAAACACGAAAAUCUCUUAAAAAACUCGGAAGCUAUUAAUUUUGGCAACUGCUUUAUUUUUUAAAGUAACUAAAUGAAUAACUACUGGUGUAUGGAUGUUAGUUAAAUAAUUAAAAAUUAAUAUACCAAUAGAUAUAUUUUAUAGAAGUGUUUUUGAAACCAUGGAAAAAUAAAAUAGACUUUCGAACUUUGAAAAAGUAAAACACUUAAUUUUACAGUAGUUAGAUUAAUUUUGUUUGUAAUAGGAGUGUAAAUUGGUACUUAUUGCAAAAAGAUUAAAGCACUAUGGUUUGUAAGUUUCAUCAA